AUGGAUCCUUUCAGCUCAGACGGCGAGCUCGUCAACAUCCACACAGCAUUCGUCCAAGGUCAAUACCAAUCUGUGCUCGACGACUACGAGACGUUCUCCUUCUCGCCCGAAAACGAAGUCCCCGUCCAAGUCCUACAAUAUCGAGCGCAAUGCGCAUUAGGUCAAUAUACCGAAGUGAUCAGCUCAAUCAGCGAUAAGGACGCCAAAUCAACGCCCGAUCUUGCAGCAGUCCGAACAUACGCUUCCUACCUCUCUAAACCUACGGAUGAUGCAGUCGCAGAAGCAGAACGCCUUGCUGAGACCAGUGGCAACAAUCUUACCGUAGAGCUUCUCUGUGGCACUAUACUCGCCCGAGCUGGCAAGCCAGACAGCGCUCUCUCCCUCCUGUCGAAACAUCAAGGGUCGCUCGAUGCAGUGGCCCUCAUAAUCCAGAUCCAUCUCUCACAAAACCGCACCGACCUCGCACUGAAAGAAGCAAAAUCCGCCCGAUCCUUCGCACAAGACGCACUCCUCGUCAACCUCGCAGAAUCCUGGAUUGGAAUGCGACAAGGUGGUGAGAACUACCAAAAGGCCUUCUACGUGUUUGAGGAAUUGGCUCAGGCUCCCAGCUCGGCAAGUGCGAGCAGUCUCAUAGCGCAGGCGGUGAGUGAACUUCACAUGGGGCGGGUUGAGGAGGCGGAGACUGCGCUGAACCAGGCCUUGGAGUUGGAGCCGGGAAAUAGUGCGGCGGUUGCGAACAAACUGGUGCUUGAUACAAUUUUGGGGAGGGACACGAGUGACUUGAGUACAAGACUGGCAACUGUGGAGAAGGAUCACGAAAUGAUAGGGGACUUGGCGGCGAAGAGGGAGGCUUUCCAGGCUGCCAUGGCGAAAUACAAUCCCAAAUUUGAGCCUUGA
Pseudocercospora fijiensis CIRAD86 is the source of this 897-nucleotide messenger RNA. RefSeq lists its product as uncharacterized. Lineage: Eukaryota; Fungi; Ascomycota; Dothideomycetes; Mycosphaerellales; Mycosphaerellaceae. The transcript has a single exon. The record is from RefSeq and is a predicted model, not a curated record. Gene Ontology annotation, molecular function: protein binding; structural molecule activity. Bases 1 to 897 code for a protein of 298 amino acids. Gene Ontology annotation, biological process: retrograde vesicle-mediated transport, Golgi to endoplasmic reticulum; endoplasmic reticulum to Golgi vesicle-mediated transport; intra-Golgi vesicle-mediated transport. Gene Ontology annotation, cellular component: COPI vesicle coat.